AUGCAGAGUUGCUCCGAAUAUGUAGUUCACUCUCGCCUCCAACGUUAUGUUCUUCAGCUGACAUACAUCAAGUACUAUGUCCCAUUCUGCAUUCAGACCCCGCUCCUCGCCCAAGUAGCCAUAUUCACCUCCGCCUGCUUUCUCACCGAGACCGGCUACCUUGACAACAUGGCCACCAUGUCUCACAAAGGGCUAGCUAUCCGGAUGCUGAACGAACACCUUCGGUCGAAAUCAUCGACGACAGAUGUAGCUAUCUCUGCUGUCACCCAGCUCAUCCUGGAUGAAUGGUAUUGGGGUGAAGCAAGCGACUUGCGGGCGCAUUUACGAGGUCUCCGUGAGAUGAUCCGACUUCGAGGCGGUUUCCGGAAUCUUGGAAUGGAUGGGAUCAUUGCUAAGCUUGUCAUCACCACUGACAUCGCUAUCGCUUUAUCUUUCGAGAUCCCCCCUUUUCUGCAGAACGGCCCAGAGUUUAAAUUUCACGACAUGAACCAAGGUCCACUACGAAUUUGUUUCAAUACUCCGCUAGUCUCCCCUCUCGUACCUUUCUCUACAUGUACAAACUCGAUGAACCUUCACGCGGCGACUGCUCGAAUCCUCGAUGAUAUGCGAUUUCUUAUCGGCGCCGUUCUCUCUUUGCCGUCGAAGCCUUCUAAGAUUGACCUGCACAAGGUCCAUACAACUGCAGCCUGGAUUCACGAGCGCAUAUCAAGACUACCAGUUCAGUCUCCCGAGGCGCGGAAGCAUCCGGCUGCGGUUUCAGAUCUUCUGAGCCCCGAGAGUGCUGGUGAUGCCGUCUACUCGCGUCAAAACUCACCUGCCUCAGCGGCAUCUCCUAGGAUAUCGAGACGAAAUAGCCCGCUCCUGCAAGACGGAAGCCAGCCAGAUAGCUCGUCGGAGCAUUCCUACCCUCACUCUCGGCCACAACCAGUGCUCCCAGGGCCGCUGGAGCCAGAAGACGUCCUCUACCAAGCCGUCCGGCAGGCAGCGCUGAUAUACAGCCGAGUGAUCAUGCUGCGCCAGUCAUUCCGCGCGGUGGUGACGCAGAACGAGUUCCUGCAGCUGUGGACGACCAUGUGGCGCGUGCCGCUGGCGACCUGGAAGGGCGUGCUGGGCGUCUUCUGCUGGAUCGUGCUCGGCAUCACGCCCACGGCGCGCGAAACCCCUCACGACCGCUUCGUCAAGAGCAUGCUUACCAUCUCGUUGAACCAGAUGAGCAUCGAAAACUGGGAGAUUGCAGAUGCGGCGAUGAAGGCGGGGCUGAAGCUCCAUCAAUGGCUAAGGGAUGGCGAGGAGGAGCAUGCACGGGCUGAGCGAGGUGGCGAGGAUGAUGAGGCUAUGGCUGCGGAUAUAAUUAUGAAUAUGGCGGAGACCGCGACAUCUCUACCUUCAGGUGGCGAUGGAAAGGGGAAGGCGUCGGAAACUGGUGCAUUUCUCGAGCCGAGUGAGGCGAUAAUGGGAGGAGGUUCAGCCCGGUCAGUAUUGCCUAAAUGGCAGUAG
Molecule: messenger RNA, 1497 nt
Organism: Phaeoacremonium minimum UCRPA7
Lineage: Eukaryota; Fungi; Ascomycota; Sordariomycetes; Togniniales; Togniniaceae
Exons: 3
Coding region: 1-1497 (498 amino acids)
Source: RefSeq, a predicted model, not a curated record